AUGUCGUGGGCGUCGUUUCAUGUGCUCGAGGUCAUGUCGUCGCCCAAGUACCACCAGAAACGAGUGGGAUAUCUGGGAGCUGUCCAGAGUUUUAGGCCCGACACCGAGGUUCUGAUGCUGGCUACUAAUCUGCUGAAGAAGGACCUUGGCACGACGACACCGACAGUUAUAUCUCUCCCCAUUGCGACUCUUCCUCACGUUAUUACUCCAUCUCUGGCUCUCUCAACGCUUCAAGACUUGCUACCACGACUAAGCCAUAGUCACUCCAAUAUUAGAAAGAAGACGCUGGUGACGCUCUAUCGUCUCGCUUUAGUAUACCCCGAAGCACUUCGAGCAGCAUGGCCCAAGAUCAAGGAGCGACUCAUGGACCCUGACGAGGACCCAAGCGUCACAGCAGCCAUAGUCAACGUCGUCUGCGAGCUUGGUUGGCGGAGACCGAAUGACUUCCUGCCCUUGGCUCCUCGACUGUUCGAACUUCUGGUUGAUGGUGGUAAUAACUGGAUGGCCAUCAAACUCAUUAAACUUUUUGCUACUUUAACGCCCUUAGAACCACGACUUGUGAGGAAGCUGUUGCCUCCUCUGACCAAUAUCAUUAGGACGACCCCCGCCAUGUCUCUACUGUAUGAGUGUAUCAACGGAAUCAUUCAAGGUGGUAUUCUAGGGAACUCUGAUGAUUCUGGCACCGAUGAAAUCGCUACACUAUGUGUUAACAAAUUACGAGGCAUGAUCAUGAUAGAUGGUGAUCCCAACCUAUCUCAGCAGGAGGAUGUGAUUCUGGAGUGUAUUGACAGUCCCGACAUCACUAUCCGAAUCCAAGCUCUCGACCUAGUCCAAGGCAUGGUGACUGGCGAUAACUUAAUGUCUAUCGUCAGCCGCCUCAUGAAGCAGCUCAAGUUAUCCAUGCCCAGCCGGGACAAGUCUCAGCCGGGGACACCCCCAAACGAUUUCAAUGAAUCCGAGGACGAGUACGCAGAGUCUACCCCGAAGCCUAAAUCUGAAUCGAUUCCUUUGCCUGACGACUAUCGAAUCGACGUCAUCGGAAGGAUUCUAGGCAUGUGCUCAAAGGACAACUACUCAAGUGUUUUGGAUUUUGACUGGUAUAUCGACGUUCUAACACAACUUGUCCGCAUGGCACCGGCACCUCGCAAGGUUGAUGACGAUUCAGGCCCAACGGACAAGGCGAGGGCGAAUGUCUCGGAGAAAAUUGGCGAUGAGCUGCGCAACGUUGCUGUCAAGGUUCGAGUGAUGAGAUCGACAGCUGUGAGAGCAGCAGAGACUAUCCUCAGCCAGCUCAAUACCGAUACACCACCGGGAUAUAGCAUUACUUCGGGUGCGCUGAAGUCAGUAGCCUGGAUAAUGGGCGAAUAUGCCUCACAACUAGCUGUCACAGACGAAGGUCUGAACGGCUUGCUACAGCUUAUUCCCCGGACAAAUACCCCUGAAGUUUUAACGACAACCCUACAAGCCGUCACCAAGGUUUUUGCAACUAUAGUCGGAGAUGAGAGUGAGCCAUGGACAGCAGAAAGGAAGUCGAGGAUAUCACUACUUAUGGCACGCAUCAUCCAUGUCUUUGAGCCCCUAGCAUUGCACCCUAGUCUUGAGGUUCAAGAGCGAGCGGUCGAGUUCACAGAGUUACUGAAGCUCACAGCUGAGGCUGCUUCGUCUCAGCCAUCCUCAACAGAUGAUGUUGACCAAGACCCGCCGCUGCUUUUAACCCAGGCUAUCCCCUCGUUGUUCAAUGGCUGGGAACUUAACUCGGUAUCCAAAGAUGCCCAACUAAACGUUCCAGUGCCAUCGGGCCUGGAUCUGGAUGAACCGAUCCAUGCAAACUUGGCCAAGUUGUUAUCAGAAGCCGACUCUAUCACACUAGCGACUGAUGAGUCGGAUGACUUUGAAACAUACUACCACCAAAGGCCCCCGCCUACCAGCAUCGAGUCAUCUGCGCCGGCCAUUAGUAGGAUAGCCGAACCCAAGGAGGAUUACGUGAGCUCCUAUCAACAAGCCGACGAGGAAACUUACCUGGACGCGGAUAUCGUUGCCAGGAGAAAGGCAGAACGUGUCGAACGCAACAGAGAUGAUCCUUUUUAUAUCCCCAGCAACGAGACUCCCCGCACGUCAACUCCUAUCCACAACAUCCUUCAAAGCAGCAACGGCCCCGAUCUGGACAUAGAUUCUAUACCUAUCAUGCAAUUAGAUCUAUCAAGAGCCGAGACUCCUGCUGCACAGCCUCCACGACCGCAGCCGAAACCACGACAAAAGGUUGUUAUCGCCGCCGACGAAACCCUCGAGGGCAGCGCAAGUGGAGGUCUUCGAUCUUAUGACUCAGAGAACAACUCGGACAGUCUUUCCAAGCCCAGGGUAUUCAAGACCAAGAUAAAGCAGGGCUUACUCGGCGUGGACUCAAGUGGCAUUGGAUCUUUCAGCCUGGAGGGACAACCGUCAACUGGCCUCGACUAUGAACAGCAGCAGCGCGAGGACGUCGAGAUGCAACAAGCUAUGAAAGAAGUUGAGCGACUCCGUCUCGAAAUGCAGCGCGCAAACGAGCGUAUCGACGUGGCGCAAGGUGUUGACGUUGAAGGUACUGUGGUCAAGAAGAAAAAGAAGAAGCCAAAGAAGGACGUAACCACCGAAGGAGCAGAUGGUGAAGAGGUCAAACCUAAAAAGAAGAAAAAGAAGACACCCCGAGCUGUGGCUCUAGAAGAAGGCGGGGACGAUAGCAGUGCUCGCGGCGUCGAGUCCGCUGCAUCUGGGGCCGACGUGGCUGUGGCCAAAAAGAAGAAGAAAAAGAAGGCGCCGCGCGCCGCCGAGAUUCAAGAUGAGUAG
Fusarium graminearum PH-1 is the source of this 2823-nucleotide messenger RNA. RefSeq lists its product as uncharacterized. Gene Ontology annotation, cellular component: endosome membrane; membrane coat; AP-3 adaptor complex. The transcript is spliced from 4 exons. Lineage: Eukaryota; Fungi; Ascomycota; Sordariomycetes; Hypocreales; Nectriaceae. Bases 1 to 2823 code for a protein of 940 amino acids. Gene Ontology annotation, biological process: Golgi to vacuole transport; protein targeting to vacuole. The record is from RefSeq and is a predicted model, not a curated record.